GCAUAUUUCUGACUAUAUCUGAUGCUUGCGCAAAGACUCGCCACUUACUGCUGCAACGCACUGACCAAGAGACCAUCCAGCCAUCAGCCAACACUUAACGACUACCUGCAACAAUGAGUGACGCAAAGCCCGACGUUUCAGAAGUGAGCAGCUUCGACAAGUCCAAGCUGAAGAAAACAGAGACCCAAGAGAAGAAUCCCUUGCCUACACAAGAUGUCAUCGAACAGGAGAAGGCCUCAGAGAAUUCGUGAAGCCCCUCCCUCCCGUCAUGCACUGUACACCCCCUCUUCCUCCUCCUCCUCCCGCAUUGCCUUGUUUUCAGCCACUUCUUCUAGAUGUAUAACUUUGUAACCGAAAGUAUGAAACAACAACAAUAACCAAGCUGCACAGCCUGUGGACGGGUGACGCUUUUCCAACCAGGGGCGGUCGGGCCUCGUCCCCUCAACCAAAUAUACCACCUUCACUCUGGGGGCGGGGGUCUUUCUGAGGAUGAGGAGGAUUCGUGUGAGGCAGAGGAGGGGAGCUGCAGAAGGUGCGCGCGUCUCUUCGUCGACACACGCCUCUAAAAAAGUGACGGGGCGUGGCCCGCGUCCCAGGAAGCUCGUCAGCGUCUCACGCACCACCACCACCAACACCCUAACUUCCUGUGCGGCUGCUUUCGCGCCCAAGCUGAGGCGUCUGGCUUUUUUUUGUUAUUAUUGUUUCUUCGUCUUCUAAUUUUCGGAAAAUGCACAACUUUGUUUGUACGCUGGCCAAAACGUAAAUGCCCCCCAAAAAAAAGUGAUACUGUUUGUCUGUCACAAUGGUUUUUUUUUGGUUUUUUUCUUUUGUAUGUUCACGAGGAUAAAAAUGCAACGGAUUCCAUCUAGAUCUGGGAGACGCUCAAAUGGACCUCAUUUACGGUUUUGAUUUGAACGCCCUUUUGUCAGAGCGCUUCAGGAUGGCUCUUGUGUCGCAAUCUGUCUCUGAAUUGUCUCAAAUGAGGAAGCGGGGAAACAAAAAUUACACCGGCAAUUGAUUCCAUUUGCUUGCUUUCAACAGUAGAUCAGAAUUCUGAAAAGUCAUGUUACUCUGCCACAAACCAUUACCAGAAAUGGAAAAAAACGUGAAAAUGUUGUAAUAAAAAAGACUUUGUUACUAAA
Anarrhichthys ocellatus (wolf-eel) is the source of this 1142-nucleotide messenger RNA. RefSeq names its product thymosin beta-12-like. Gene Ontology annotation, biological process: regulation of cell migration; actin filament organization. Gene Ontology annotation, cellular component: cytoplasm. Bases 114 to 251 code for a protein of 45 amino acids. The transcript is spliced from 3 exons. The record is from RefSeq and is a predicted model, not a curated record. NCBI's taxonomy places the organism in Eukaryota, Metazoa, Chordata, Actinopteri, Perciformes, Anarhichadidae. Gene Ontology annotation, molecular function: actin monomer binding.